UGCAUACCGCCAUGUUUCUCCUUACUCCUUCCUCACAAUCUAACCGCGCUCUCCCCAUUCCCAAUUCUCUCUCCCAUUCUCCCUUCGUCCGCUCCUCGCAGUCUCUCCCCCCUUCUCCACGUCCCAUGCACCUUGCCCCACUUCCCUGUCUCUCACUUCUCCCUUGCGUUCUACGACUGUCUGGUCUACAGUUCUGCGCCACUGACGUUCUCUCCGUUCCCUUCGCUCCGUUGCAGCUCGGAUGACCCAGCCAAGUAGAACCCCCUGGAGCGUGUGUGACGGCUGUGAAGAGGAGAAUGAAGACAACUUCAUACCAUUUGUCACGCGCUCGAGGAUGGUGAGCCGCAGGGGGGAGGGGUCUGGAGCAUCCGGAGACCCCCACAGCCCCCCCACCCCAGUGGGCCAGACCCCCGGCGUGGACCUGGAGAGGCUGCUGCUUCCACCAGGGGGCCUGCGAUGGAUGGAGCUGUACAAGGAGGCAUCGCCCCGGCUGCAGAGUGGCCAUGCGGUGGAGCGUGCAGGGGAGCUGCGGGGGGGCCGUGGCUACAGUGCGGGGCGACUGCCCUCCCCAUGGGAGCUGUACGGCCGCAGGAAGGGCCACAGCCGCCGGCCACAACGCCGACCCGGUAUGGCCGUCACUGCCCACCUGGAGGAGCUGAAGAGGAGGCAAAGCUGCAUUGACCAGCUGAAGGCCCUGAAGUGGGGCAGCGUGCGGUCGAUGGGCUCGUCGUUAGAGCAGGAGGGGGAGCAGCAACGGAGUCGCUGUCCCAGCACCACACGGCUCACACACAGCCCCGAGAUGGAGGUCAACGUGCCGUGUUUCCAGCCCCGGUGGAGUUUCGGGGUUCAAGGUCCAGGCUCAUGGUUCCCAGCUGGUGAGCAGGAGGAGAAGGUUCAGCGCUGGGGGUGUGAGGCCGAGACAGUGACGUCUAGCACCAUCCUCUGGGCCGAGGAAUGAGGGAGCUGUCACCUCACGACACCGCGCCCACAUGACACCUUAUUGAUCGUAUAUUUAUUGAUCUGUUUAUUUAUUGAUUGUGUGUGUGUGUGUGUGUGUGUGUGUGUGUGUGUGUGUGUGUGUGUGUGUGUGUACGUGUGUGUGUGUACG
This is a messenger RNA of Leucoraja erinaceus (little skate), 1108 nucleotides long. RefSeq names its product protein INCA1-like. The record is from RefSeq and is a predicted model, not a curated record. The coding region runs from base 242 to 958 and encodes 238 amino acids. The transcript is spliced from 6 exons. Lineage: Eukaryota; Metazoa; Chordata; Chondrichthyes; Rajiformes; Rajidae.